AUGGAAGGCGGUACAAAUAGAGUCCUGGCUAGUGAUCGAAUCAAGAAUGGGGCUCAUCCGACCAGACGCGCAGACGCAGCGGCGAAAUUGCCUCGCGAGACAAUGUUGACUGCCACCCGAAACGAGCAAAUUGACAAUUACAACCCGACAGACAAUUCGCAGCCAACUGGAAAGAUAUCCACCGAAUGCCACAACGUCGGAGCUGGUGAUCAACGCAUCUCGCGCCGCGAUCGGAACAAACCACUCGGAAUAGCACACGGAGGAAGAGGCAACGUACGUGCCAAGUGCGGACCAAAACCAACAAGGAAUGAUCCACAGAAAGAGGCAAUAAUCAUUCCGCCACGCGGUUGA
Messenger RNA from Echinostoma caproni, 351 nucleotides. NCBI's taxonomy places the organism in Eukaryota, Metazoa, Platyhelminthes, Trematoda, Plagiorchiida, Echinostomatidae. The record is from the annotation of a GenBank genome assembly.